AUGUUAAGAUACUAUAGCUACAUAGGCGAACGCGCUAAGCUAGCGUCCCUUAUACUCCUAGACGGGACUAUAUUAAGUGGCUUGGCAUUCACUUUAACGCUCUAUUACAAUUUAAGGAGCAUAUCACUAUCUGCACUGCUAAGGCUAAUAUAUACAAAAGACCACCUACAGCACCUCCAAAAUUUAGCACUACGCAAAAUCCUAGGAACUUUUCGGACUAGUCCAAUUCAGGCCAUAGAGGUGGAAGCUAGCCUCCCACCGCCCGCAAUACAGCUAGACAUAGCUACACGCAAAUACGCUUUUCAGCUAGCUAAGCUAAGUCUAGACUAUCUAGUAAAUCGCUAA
Lachnellula hyalina is the source of this 345-nucleotide messenger RNA. RefSeq lists its product as uncharacterized. The transcript has 4 exons. Bases 1 to 345 code for a protein of 114 amino acids. The record is from RefSeq and is a predicted model, not a curated record. Lineage: Eukaryota; Fungi; Ascomycota; Leotiomycetes; Helotiales; Lachnaceae.